AUGCGGCCCCAUACACCCGCUCUGAAUGUUGUCCCUGCAGCAGCCGGGCCUUCUUCACCGCCAGAGACACCAGAGACACCCACCACAACACCGCCCGCGUUCAAUCGCAGGCUGGAUUCCAGUGGACGCCCACUGACUUAUGCGAAGGCGCUGUCUGGAAAUGGACAACGAGCCAAUAUCCGACCCAUAGGCGGAACGCACUUCAGCUACAGUCGUGGGCCUCGUCCUGAAGAGAUUUCCCCUCGCUCGUCGCACUCGAGCGACGAAGAAACGGAGUCGUCUGCAAGUCCACCGCCCUCACCACCAUCCGCCAUACCAGAGCUCCGCAAGCGGAUAGGCGCACAGUUUGCUGCAGCUGCAGCUGCAGCCCCGGCCACGGCCACUAUCCGGGUUGAGCAUGCCACUUUUGCGAUCGAGGAGCUCAGUGACUGUUCGCUCGACAGCGACGAUGCUGGUCAUUUGAACGUCCUCCGGCCCUACGGAUUCGAGUAUCCCGAUUCGGACCGUAGUCGGUCAAGGUCCCGGCCACCUCCGGAGGUGGAUGCGGCUGUCAUGACAGGCAUAGAAAACUUCAACCCGUUCGAGCAUUCGGACGAAGAGUCUGUUGGCGAGGAGUUCGAGAAGAGCUUGCGCGAUGCCCGCAAGCAACGUCGCGUGCGGCGCAUGCAAUCCGGCAGUAUCGGCAAGCGCACGGUGAGCGAGCGAGGCAGCGACUCCGAUAAGGAGGAUCUGCUCCCGUACUGCGAAGGCAGCGAGGCGGGAUCGACGCGGCGUAUGCGUCGGAAGGUCGGCGACCGCAGCAGCAUCCAGCUUUCCGGCCCUCUCCCGGAACCGAUUGAGGAGCUCAAGGAGCCGGUCAGCGACGAGGAUGAGGUCAUAUUGGACGAUGCCGAGUUGUUUGCCAGAGAGUUACCGUACUACACUUUGAUGGAGGUUGACUCCGAAUGA
Messenger RNA from Anthostomella pinea, 948 nucleotides. The record is from the annotation of a GenBank genome assembly. NCBI's taxonomy places the organism in Eukaryota, Fungi, Ascomycota, Sordariomycetes, Xylariales, Xylariaceae.